Molecule: messenger RNA, 822 nt
Organism: Ichthyophthirius multifiliis
Lineage: Eukaryota; Ciliophora; Oligohymenophorea; Hymenostomatida
Product: scp-like extracellular, putative
Exons: 4
Source: RefSeq, a predicted model, not a curated record
AUGGAUUAGCUUGCUCUUUAAGUAUUCAAUGAAUAAAACAAAAUUCGUUAAAAUCCAAAAAGUUACAUUGGUAAUUUAGAACGUAUGUUAGGUUUUUUUAAAGGUAAUACAUUAUAUUUACCUGGCUAAAUUCCUUUACAAACAAACGAAGGCCCUUCUGCAGUUCGUGAUUGUAUGAAUUUUUUAAAUCGUCAGUAAUCUCUAGAACCCUUAAAAUUAAAUGAUUAAAUGAGCAAGGCGGCAUAAGAUCAUGCAAAUGAUAUAGGCCCUAAAGGAAUUACAGGGCAUAAUGGAUCUGAUGGAUCAACUAUGACUUCUAGAUUGGAAAAAUAUGGUGAUUGGAUGGGUAAAAUAGGAGAAAAUAUUUGCUUCGGAGGAAAUACUGCUGUUGAUAUUAUUGUUUAGUUAAUUAUUGAUGACGGAGUUUCUAACAGAGGACAUAGAAUGAAUAUUUUCGGAAAAGAUUAUAAAGUAACUGGAAUUGCAGCUGCUAAACACUCAUAAUAUGAUAUCUGUUGUGUACUUGAUUAUGCAUCGGAAUAUACAUCUAAAGGAAAUAAAUGUUAAUUAUAAUUAACCUUAAUUUAAGGAGAUUUAGGCUUGUAAUUUUAAGAUUAAUUAAAAGAUUUCGAUAAUUUUUUCAAAAAAGACCCUCAACAAGAUUAGUUUACUGGUAACAAUUAAAAACCACCAGGAACUGUUAAAACAAGUACAGAGAAAAAAAUUAAUAUUGUUAAUGGAGUCAGAACAGUUACUGAAACAAUAACUUACACUUUGGCAAAUGGAGAAGUAAAAGUAGUUGAAAAAGUAUACUAAUAAUGA